Messenger RNA from Strongyloides ratti, 441 nucleotides. Its product is annotated as Transthyretin-like family-containing protein. Lineage: Eukaryota; Metazoa; Nematoda; Chromadorea; Rhabditida; Strongyloididae. The transcript is spliced from 2 exons. Gene Ontology annotation, cellular component: cell surface. Bases 1 to 441 code for a protein of 146 amino acids. The record is from RefSeq and is a predicted model, not a curated record.
AUGACUUAUAAGAUAAUCAUUUUUCUAUUUGUUUUAUCAACAUCUAUUGUUGUUAAAAGUUGUUUUUUUAUUGGAAAAACACAAUCUGUUAAAGCUAGAGGUCAAGUUUUUUGUAAUAGUGUUCCAUAUAAAAAUGUAAUUGUAAAGCUUAUGGAAGAAGAAUUUUUUACAUCAAAUGAUUUUUUAAAUGGAACAUAUACGGAUGGUGAUGGAUAUUUUUCAGUUAGAGGAGCAUGUAGAGAAAUAAGGUCAAUUGAUCCAUUUCUUGAAAUACAUCAUAGAUGUGGAGUAAUGCCAUCAAACUGUUUUCAUUUACUUAAAAUUUACAUUCCAAGUAAUUUCAUUUACUCAGGACCAAAAUCAAGAGUAUGGUUUGAUAUUGGUAUUAUAAAUCUAAAACCAACAUAUAAAACAUAUAAAAAUUAUUAUUGUAGACGAUAA